Molecule: messenger RNA, 2257 nt
Organism: Tricharina praecox
Lineage: Eukaryota; Fungi; Ascomycota; Pezizomycetes; Pezizales; Pyronemataceae
Product: P-loop containing nucleoside triphosphate hydrolase protein
Exons: 3
Coding region: 110-2083 (657 amino acids)
Biological process (GO): ribosomal large subunit biogenesis
Cellular component (GO): nucleolus
Molecular function (GO): GTPase activity; GTP binding; RNA binding
Source: RefSeq, a predicted model, not a curated record
CCCAAUCUUAUCGUAGAAACUUUCUCUCGACCUCUCUCUCUUCUGACAGACAACACCACCACACCAGGUAUCGCCAUCUUUCACCGACCGAAAUAGACGAUCAGUAAAGAUGCAGCUCACCUGGAAGAACAUCGCACCGGUGCCGACGUCGCAGGAGUUCCUGGACAUCGUGCUGUCCCGGACCCAGCGCCGCCUGCCCACCCAGAUCCGUGCCGGUUUCAAGAUCUCCCGUAUCCGAGCGUUCUACACUCGUAAAGUCAAGUACACGGCAGAGACUUUCAACGAGAAGCUUUCGGCGAUUCUGGACACGUUCCCGCGACUGCAGGAUAUCCAUCCGUUCCACAGUGCGCUGAUGAACACGCUCUACGAUGCAGACCAUUUCCGUAUCGCCCUGGGUCAGCUGUCGACCGCAAAACAUCUGAUCGAGCAAGUCGCCCGUGACUAUGUUCGUCUCAUCAAGUAUGCGCAGUCACUUUUCCAGUGCAAGCAGCUGAAGCGCGCGGGUCUCGGACGUAUGGCGACAAUCACCAAGCGUCUGAAGGGCUCGCUGGAAUACCUCGAGCAGGUGCGCCAGCACUUGGGUCGUCUCCCCUCUAUCGACCCCAACACGCGGACGCUGUUGAUCUGCGGUUACCCCAAUGUUGGAAAGUCGAGUUUCUUGAAGAGCGUGACCAGGGCGGAUGUCGAUGUGCAGCCGUAUGCGUUCACCACGAAAAGUUUGUACGUCGGUCACUUUGAUUACAAGUACCUGCGAUUCCAGGCUAUCGAUACUCCCGGAAUCCUCGACCACCCGCUCGAGGAGAUGAACACCAUCGAGAUGCAAUCGAUCACCGCUAUUGCGCAUCUGCGCAGCGCCGUGCUCUACUUCGUCGAUCUGUCGGAGCAGUGUGGAUACACCGUUGAGGCGCAGGUGAAGCUGUUCCACUCGAUCAAGCCCCUGUUCGCGAACAAAAUUGUGUUCCUCGUGGUCAACAAGAUCGAUGCCAUGCAGCCCGAGGAUUUGGAUCCCGAGAAGCAGGAGCUUUUGGCGACCAUCACCAAGACUGGAGAGGUCGAGAUGUUGCGCCUGUCUUGCCACACCGAGGAGGGCGUUAUGGAGGUUCGCAACACCGCUUGCGAUCGUCUCCUCGCCGUCCGCGUUGAGCAGAAACUCAAGAACGCUGUUGGCAAUGCUGCCUCCGACGAGGCCGUCAACAUUCUCAACCGUAUCCACGUCUCGCGACCCCUCAGCGGCGUCGAGCCCCAGCCAUUCAUCCCCGAUGCCGUCCUCAACCGCAUGAAAUUCGACAUCAACGACCCCAACCGCCGCAAGCUCGAACGCGACCUCGAAGCCGAGAAUGGUGGUGCAGGUGUCUACAACAUCAACCUCAAGAAGAACUACCUCCUCGAGGACGACGACUGGAAGCAGGACAAGAUCCCCGAGAUGUUCAACGGCAAGAACGUCUACGACUUUAUCGAUCCCGAUAUCGACGCCAAGCUCGCCGCGCUCGAAGAGGAAGAGGAGCAGCUGCAGGCGUCGGGCUACUACGACGAGCCCGAAGACAUCGAGGACGAGGAGGAGAUGGACAUCAGAGAGAAGGCCGACUACAUCCGCGAGCAGCAGCAGCUCAUCCGGAAUGCCGCACGAUCAAAGAAGGCACUCAAGAACCGCGCCAUCAUGCCGCGCUCCAACGGCCCGGCGAAGAAGCUCUCCGAGAUGGAGGCGCAUCUUGACAAGCUUGGUCUGGACCACACCAAGAUCUCUGAGCGUGCACGAAGCAAGUCGCGGGGCCGUCGUGGCCACGACGAGGACGUGGAUAUGGAGGAUGGCGAGGGUGCGGCUAGAGGCUUGAGCGUGCCGAGACAGAACAAGCAGAAGGCUAUCGAAAAGGCGAAGGCCAGGGCUAGAAGCAUGAACAGACGUGACGACGGAACUGGAGAGGGAGAUGUUGCCAGAACCCAGGCUGAGAAGAUGGCGAAGUUGAGUCAGAAGAAGAUGAACCGCAUGGCUAGACAGGGUGAGGCCGAUAGGCACCAGACUGCCAGUAUCGCCAAGCACUUGUUUGCUGGAAAGAGAGGAAUGGGAACCACCAGGAGUCGAUAAACGGUGGGCGGGUGACUGGAAUGGGAUGCAAGCCAAAAGCGGGAUUGAUGUUAACGUUCAUGUGUUACGGCGUUUGUUAUACUUAUUGUUACGGAUUUGGGUUCAUCUGCUGCUGGUAAAUUUCGUACCUAUUACUCUAAAUAGAGAGAUUCUCCAUUUUGCUGCCGAACUAGC